UGCACGCGAACUGCGCAGGUGUGCAUCUACCUCCGUCAUGAUGGGAUUCAUCCUGUCUAUCUCGACUGUUGCGUUCGUCUGUCUGACAUCGUCAACCUCCGUUCAUUCACAACUUGAAUAUGACCUAGAAUACGACCUACCUGAUCUCGGAUCAGCAGCUGCUUACAAGCCUGUACUUCGACAAAAAGGUGAAAAGGGUGAUCGAGGCGAGAAAGGGAUGAAAGGUCCGCCAGGAGUUACACCAAUGUUACUCAUGAACUGGAAGCAAUGCACUAAGACUGAGGGCACAGCUAGAUCAAAAGGAUCAUUACUCGGGUGUUUCUUCAAGAAACAUCGUUUCGAUACGUCACUACAUGUGGAAUUUGGAGGGACUCUACGAGCAACCCACCUCGGAUCCGGAUCGAACCUUAACGAAUAUUCCACGUAUUCUAUUUGUGUUCGAUGGUACUUUACAUUUGAUGGAAAAGAAUGUGAACCACCUAUUGAUGGCGUCGUGUUUGAGAGUGAGAGAAGCAAUUCACAUCGUCCACACCAAAUCGGUGGUUUUUGUCAAGCAACAAUGGAAGACACAGCCAUCAAAAGCGGCUGGGUUAACAUUAGAUUUAACAUUGGGGAAUGUCAUCAUGGUAGCCGAAAACUACAAGGUAUUCCUUACCUUGGGUUGGACUCUGUUUCACGAAUAACAAUCACUGAAGUGCCACAACCUCAGCAACCAUAUCCAGGAUUUGAAGAUGGUAUGUGAACUUUUGUGCAACUGAAGACUUUUAUGCUAGUCACAAAUAGCAAGGUGUCGUUGCUUGACGCGUAGAUAGAUGACUGUAUGCCAUUUUCGUUGUGAGACAGUUAUUACACUAAGGACUUAGACAAUGCCUGUUGCUGAUUACUUAGCUAAGCGAAUGUUGUUGCGCGAAUAGAAAAAGCCGUCAAAUCUCA
This is a messenger RNA of Corticium candelabrum, 933 nucleotides long. Its product is annotated as collagen triple helix repeat-containing protein 1-like. The coding region runs from base 38 to 742 and encodes 234 amino acids. The transcript is spliced from 5 exons. Lineage: Eukaryota; Metazoa; Porifera; Homoscleromorpha; Homosclerophorida; Plakinidae. The record is from RefSeq and is a predicted model, not a curated record.